UUUAUCUCUUCUCCCUUCUUACUUCCGAUCAAAAACUCCACCGGUGUCUACCGGUACCGGAGAUUGUUUCUCAUCAGAGUUACCGAUGAUUGAUGGGAUUGUCUUCUGUAAUUGAUACAUUGAUUGCUGCAAGCAAGACUACUUCCCAAGCUAGAGGGGAAACACGUUUUUGGUUUUUCUUUUGGGUUUCUGAUUCUUCAACUCUCGUUGUUAGUAGUCUGGGAUUAACUGAAGAAGAAGAAGCCAUGGAAGACUCUUCCCAGGGGAGUUUUGUUACAACCAUAAACGAAGAUUAUGAAUCAGUUUGCUGGGGCUGUGGGCUAAACCUUGUUCUUCCAUCAUACGCCCCUGUUUUCAAGUGUGGCUGGUGUGGCGCAAUCACGAAUCACAAUCCUGUCAGACCUGAAACCAGACGCUUUGUGUUGAGACGUAUCCGUGACCGCUGUUUCGUCGCUAUUCUUGCUGUUUUCAUGCUCUUUGUCAUAUGUGGUGGGAUUUGGGCAGCGUACCCGGUCGUGUUUUCGAUCAGCUUGGUGUGCGAGAUUUUCCAUUCUGUUAUAGCAGUGACUCUGGGGAUAUCAACGUUAUCUACAUUCAUGGUUGUUGCUUUUAAAUGCGCGGGGAAACCGAUUGAUAUUGUUUAUGGAACCCACCCUGGAGUAGGGAACGGCGCACUUAACAACUACACCUUUUGUCACACCUGCUCCAAACCAAAGUCACCUAGAACCCAUCACUGUCGCACUUGUGGCAUGUGUGUCCUCGACAUGGAUCAUCAUUGCCCCUUUAUUGGUAACUGUGUUGGUGCGGGUAAUCACAAAAACUUCAUCGCCUUCCUUAUCUCGGCCAUUAUAAGCACAAGCUACGCUUCUGUUAUGUGUGUGUAUUCCCUGAUUCAUAUCUUGCCAACCAUAGAAACUGGAGCAGCGUAUGCAUCACAUGCUAAUAGUGUAUCGAUUCUGAGAGGGGUGAAGAGUAUCGUGCUUGCUUACAUAUCCAAUGAUAUCUUCAUCUCUCUUCGAGGCUUUGUUUUAUUGUACCUCUUUGUGGCGAGUGUUUCAGUGGCCAUUGGGUUAAGUGUUUUGCUAUGGCAACAGCUUAGCUAUGUCUACGAAGGCAAGACUUACUUAAGCCAUUUAGGUUCUCAAGGAAGCGAGGAAGAUGGUGAAAAGAGCUGCGGGAAUCUUUUGACAUUUUUUGGAUGUCCACUUUCGAUUGAAAGGCACUUGCCAACUAUAAGGAACUUGAGGAAGAGACAUAAGACAUGAGUAAAAAGAGGAGAAUAGUGAGUCAAUGUUUCAACAUCUGCAGCUUGGUUUUGGUCAUUCGGAAUCAUCAAUUAUAUUUGCUAACAAGUAAUGAAGAUGAGCAAAGUUUGUAUCUAUCUCAUAUGUGAAAACUAAUGUUCAUAGAAUAUAGUAAAUUUUGUUUUCCA
Molecule: messenger RNA, 1432 nt
Organism: Raphanus sativus (radish)
Lineage: Eukaryota; Viridiplantae; Streptophyta; Magnoliopsida; Brassicales; Brassicaceae
Product: protein S-acyltransferase 11
Exons: 5
Coding region: 93-1265 (390 amino acids)
Molecular function (GO): palmitoyltransferase activity
Source: RefSeq, a predicted model, not a curated record